This is a messenger RNA of Populus trichocarpa (black cottonwood), 6357 nucleotides long. RefSeq lists its product as uncharacterized. Gene Ontology annotation, molecular function: DNA binding. Gene Ontology annotation, cellular component: transcription factor TFIIIC complex. Gene Ontology annotation, biological process: 5S class rRNA transcription by RNA polymerase III; transcription initiation at RNA polymerase III promoter. The coding region runs from base 142 to 5706 and encodes 1854 amino acids. The record is from RefSeq and is a predicted model, not a curated record. The transcript has 17 exons. Lineage: Eukaryota; Viridiplantae; Streptophyta; Magnoliopsida; Malpighiales; Salicaceae.
UGGACCUCCACUUGCUAAGGUUUUUUUUUUUUAAUUUUUUUCAGGCGCCCUGCCAGUGGUAAUUUUCCGAGAAAAAACACAAAAAAACCCUCAAGAUUUUCUCAGAAACCAAACACACCUACUCAAUCACCACAUGCCUCCAUGGACAAUCUCAUCUCUUCAGCUCUCGAAGAGAUUUGUUACCAUGGUCCCAGCGGAGUCUCCCUAUCCUCCCUCUGGUCGACAUUAACGCCAAAACCUUCUCCUUCAGUCAAAGCCUCUCUAUGGACAAACCUGCUUUCAAUACCUUCUCUUCAAUUCACUGUUCCUGGAUACGAUCUUCCGUUUAGUGCUGACGACAGUAAAAUCAAGCGUUGUGAACACGCCGAGAAGCUCGGUUUGAAAAUUGUAGCCAAAGAGCACCUUAGGGAUUCCUUUGUUGGUCUUUACGACACUCCGUCUACUGGAAUUUCUUCUAAUCAACGCAAUGCUCUUAAACGACUUGCCGUUGCUAGAGGGAAUGGGAUUACACAAAACGCACUGGCAAAGGACUUGAAGGUAGAAAAUAAUAACUUUUUUUAUGUGGUGAGGAGUCUAGAAUGCAGAGGGUUGAUUGUGAGACAACCUGCUGUUGUGAAGAUGAAAGAUGUGAGUGUCACUACCAAUAUGUUGUAUUUAUAUCGUCAUGCGAAGCAUUUAGGUGUUCAACAGAGGUUUGAGAUUAAUGAGGAAUGUGUGGAGGAAACUGAUAUACGGGGGGAUGGUUUUGAUGGAGAGUCUUCUUCUAAAGUGCUUGUGAGGGAUUAUUUACCGGCAAUAAAAGCCAUCUGUGACAAACUUGAAAAAGCCAAUGACAAGGUCCUUGUCAUUUCAGAUAUCAAACAGGAUCUUGGUUACAGUGGAACUAAAGGACACAAAGCUUGGAGAAAUAUAUUGCGUAGGUUGAAAGAUGCCUGUGUUGUCGAGGAGUUUGAAGCUAAAGUUGACAGGAAGGUUGAGUGUUGCCUACGAUUGUUACAGGAGUUUUCCCCUAAUAAUUUUGAGCCCAAAACUCGUGGGUGUGGCGAAGAUUGUGACAACAAAGUGCUAGUGAAAUUUGGAAAGAUGAUUCAACAAACUGAUCAACUUGUAGAACUUUCCCUUGACCAGCAAAUUUAUGAUUUGAUUGAUGCUGCAGGAUCCAAGGGGGCUACUUUUAGAGAGGUGGGUAGGAGGCUGGGACUUGAUAAGAAAAGAAACUAUCCUCGGUUUGAAAAUAUGUUGUCUAUGUUUGGGAUGCACAGGCAGGCAGAAAUCAACAAAAGAACUCCAGAAUAUCGAGUUUGGACUGCUGGAAAUUCAAAUUCUGACACACCAAUUGCAGUUCUUUGUAAAUCCAAAGCUGUCCUUGGUGACAAUAAUAUUUCUGAUUUGAAUACUAGCAAUGUUGAUGUACCUGUCAGAUCUGAUGUAGGUUUAUUAGAGCAUGGUAAUUCAACCUUGGGAAUUUAUUCUGCUUCGUCUGGAAAACUGAAUGAGGAAAUUGAUACUGACGUAUAUAGUGGCUCACCUGAGGAUGGCAAAACUAACCAUAUGCAGCUCUGUCCUGGCAAUGUGCCAGACUCACUCAACAGGCCAAGAAGUACAGCUUCCAAUGCCGAAAUUUAUAUAGAGAGCAUGCAAAUGGAACCAGAUGGUGCUUCAUCAGUUAAAACAGCACCAACUUUGUUGACGCCACAUCAUUCUGGAUCCUCUCAGACAUAUCCGCACAUGCCUUUAACGGCUGAUAGCGCCUUCAGGGAGAAGAAAAUUCUUGAAUGGUUACAGGACAAGAUAUUCAUUUUGAAACCUGAGAUACACAAGUGGCUUAAGAGUCUUGAGGACAAGGGUACAACAAUUGACAGGAAGACUGUUGAUCGAAUUCUAUAUAAGCUUGAGCGGCAAGGACACUGCAAAUUGCAGCACAUUAAUGUCCCUGCUGUCACAAAUUGCGCCCGAGAUCGUACCAUCCUAGUGGUUCUUCACCCAUCUGUUCAAGGUUUUCCUCCUGAACUAAUGGGUGAAAUUCAUGAUAGAGUGAGGGUUUUUGAAAAGCAAAGUCGUGGAGAGGGGUCAUCCAGGCUGAAGAUUAAGGAAUCAGUUCCAGUGUUAAAUAGUGUAACAAGAACUCAGAUGCAUGUAGGUUCAGAAGAAAAGACUGCUAAAUGGGAAGCCAUGCGAGCCAAUGGGUUUGUGUUAGCAAAAAUGGGCCGUGCUCGGCUGCUUCAUACUUUUUUGUGGAAUCAUCUAAGUAGUUUGCCUGAAUGGAACGGUGAUUUAUCAUCUGGGGCAUAUUCAUAUGCAUACAAGUUGUUUGAAUUAGAGUCUGUUAUUGAUGCCAUUCCAAUUGAGCUGUUCUUACAAGUGGCAGGAUCUGCUCAAAAGUAUGAUGAUAUGAUUGAAAAGUGCAAGAGGGGUUUGCGUCUCUCUGAUCUUCCUAUUGAAGAAUACAGAAACUUGUUGGAUAGUAGGGCCACAAACAGAUUAUCAUUGAUCAUUGACAUUUUACGUCGAUUGAAGCUGAUUCGUUUAGUACGUGAUGGGCAUUCAGAGGAUGGUGUAAAGGCUCCACAUGCCAGAUCCAGACAUGCAAUGGAGCUUAAACCUUAUGUUGAAGAACCACUAUCAAUAGUAGCAGUAUCUAAUUUAAGAUGUCUUGACCUUCGUCCAAGAAUAAGACAUGAUUUUUUUCUGUUAAACAGAGAAGCUGUUGAUGAGUAUUGGAAAACUCUGGAGUACUGCUAUGCUGCUGCUCAUCAAAUAGCUGCUAAACAUGCAUUUCCUGGAUCUGUUGUACCUGAGGUUUUCCAUCACCGAUCAUGGGCCUCGGUUCGAAUUAUGUCUUCUGAUCAGCGUGCUGAGCUCCUAAAACGGAUAGUGAUGGAUGAUCAGAGCAAAACUCUGUCGUAUAAAGAUUGUGAGAAGAUUGCAAAGGAUCUUAAUUUGACUUUACAGCAGGUACUUCGUGUCUAUUAUGAUAAGCACCAUCGUCGUCUUAAUAGAUUUCAAGGUGUUAAAAAUGCAAGUGAGGAGUGUCAGCUGCCACAAAAGAUACAACCUUCAUCCUCUAAGAAAAGAAAGAAACCCUUGGGAUCUAGCUCAACAAAGCGUGGCAGAGGUGAUAACAUAAAUGCACAGUUGGACAGGCAGAGGCUUAGCAAAUUACCUGAUGCUGUUGACCAAUUCACAGUAGAAAAAGAUCUUUCUUCUUCUGAACAUGAGCAUUUGCCAGAACUCCAGGAUGAUGAUCACCUCGAUAUUCUGGAAGGACCAGGACUAUCUGAAGAUGAGGAAUGUCCUUCUGUAAUCAACCAUUGUGCUUUUUCAAAGAUGAAGCCAACACGCCGAUCCAGGUUUCCAUGGACAGAUGAAGCUGAUAGGCAAUUGGUGAUCCAAUAUGCAAGACAUCGUGCAGUUCUUGGGCCAAAGUUUCACCGUGUCGAUUGGAAUGCACUUCCUGACUUACCAGCAGAACCUGGAAUUUGCUCGAGAAGGAUGUCAUCCCUGUUUAGGCAAAACACAAAAUUUAGACCAGCUGUAAUGAAGCUCUGCACCAUGCUUGGUGAGCGCUAUGCAAAGCACCUGGAGAGAACCCAGAACAGGUUUCUUAACAAAAAUGACUGCAGAGGUCUCUUGCGAUGCUCUGCCAGUGAAGGCCUUCAUGGGAAGUUCUCCAAUGCUGUUGAAUGUGAUGAAGAAGCAGGUUGUGAGGAAGCGUGUUGGGAUGAUUUCAAGGAAAAAAGUAUUAGAAAAGCCUUAGAGGAUGUUUUCCACUACAAGCAAGUGAGUAAAUUGGAUAUCUCUAAGAGAGUUGGAUCUGGCUCUGAAGAAUGGUGUGAUUUAAACACAAAUGUUGAAAGACAUAAUCGAAUGGAAUCUGAAACGGUUCUGUCAAAUACUCCCAAGAAGGACAUGCAGAAACUUGGCAUUGGAAAACAUAAAGAUUCUGCUCAAAGAUCAAGACAAUAUCAUCUUCAUCAGAAGUUUACUAAGCUUUUAGACGAAGGGACUAGUGUUCGUAGACAAGUGCACAAGUCAUUGGCUAUUUCUAAUGCUGUAGAACUAUUAAAGCUUGUCUUCUUGAGCACCUCAACAGCACCAGAGCUGCAAAAUCUUUUGGCAGAAACUUUACGGCGUUAUUCUGAACACGAUCUGUUUGCAGCUUUUAGCUACCUUAGAGUGAAAAAAAUCUUGAUUGGGGGCAGUGGUGGUCAACCUUAUGUGCUAUCUCAACAGUUCCUGACCAGUGUUUCUAAGUCUCCAUUUCCAUCUAAUGCUGGAAAGAGGGCUGCUAAACUUUCCAGCUGGCUUCAUGAAAGAGAAAAGGACCUUGUGGAAGGAGGGGUUGAUCUUACUGCGGAUUUGCAGUGUGGUGACAUUUUUCAGUUGUUUGCUCAAGUUUCUUCGGGUGAGUUGUCCAUUUCUCCAUGCAUGCCAGUUGAAGGAGUGGGAGAGGCCGAAGACCUAAGAAGCUUGAAACACAAAAAUAAGGAAGAUGAAUUUUGUGAUUGUGAUAGGGGCAAAAAAUUGAAAUCACUGGCAGAUAGUGAACUCUUUUCUCGCAGAGAAAAGGGCUUUCCUGGUAUUGUGGUGUCUCUGCAUCGUGCAGCAAUGCAAACCAUUAAUUCUCUAGAUUUGCUCAAAGAUGGGGAGACUUGUAGCGGUGAACUUCGUUGGAAUGAUAUGCUCAAUUCUGGUUUGGGUCAGGAAAUCAGCUGGAGUACAUCUUGUCACAACAAUGGGCAGGAAAUUCUGAAUUUUGGCAGCACUAUCCCUACAGCAGCAUGGCCCAGCAAGGCACCUUGGGAGGCAAUGACAUGCUAUUUGGAAUAUCUGGUGCCAAAACCUUAUGAUCGAAAUCAAAUGAAUCCUGAUGUCUUUAGGACCAUUUAUGCUGCUAUUCAGAAGGCUGGUGACCAGGGUUUGAGCAUGGAAGAAAUUUCCCAAGUUACAGGAGAAAAUAUGCAUAUACAGAUAAUUGAUGUGCUCCAGACAUUUGGACGAGUUUUGAAGGUCAAUGCUUAUGAAUCUGUUCGUGUGGUUGAUGCAUUAUAUCGUUCCAAGUACUUCCUGACCUCAGUGGCUGGUUCUCGUCAAGAUCUGACUGCACAUUCAGUGACAAAGUCCUUGGAGAGCAUUGAUGAUGGCCAUCUAACUUUGCAGCCUGAAAAUUAUGUAGUUGGUACUAGUUCACAAAGGGAAGUGGUCAUGGAUAAUCAUGAUGUGCACAAAGUUACCAUUCUUAAUCUUCCUGGAGAGUUUGCAUCUUUGAAUGAAACCCAAAAUAGCAUUGCACAUGAAAGUCAUUUACAAGAAAAUGUAAUUUCACCAGAACAGGUUAUUGACGGUGAAACCUCAUCUGGUGAGAUAUGUAUGCCAAUAUUGCCAUGGAUAAAUGGAGACGGGACUAUGAAUAAGGUUGUCUACAAUGGACUUGUACGUCGUGUUCUUGGUACUGUGAUGCAAAAUCCUGGUAUAACAGAGGAGAAUAUUAUACUCCAUGUUGAUGUAUUAAAUCCCCAGAGUUGUAGAAAUCUACUGGAGUUAAUGAUUUUGGAUAAACACCUCAUUGUGAGGAAGAUGCACCAGUCUACAUCAAGUGCCCCCCCUGCCUUACUGAGAACUCUCCUUGGGAAAAGAUUCAGAGAACCAAAGUUGGUAUACCGCGAGCAUUUCUUUGCCAAUUCUAUGAGUGCAGCCCUGCUGUAGAGCAGCUUCAUGUAUUGUUUUUCAGUAUUUUAGGGAGCAGCCUCCAGUUUUCUUUCGAGAGGCACCAAACUAGAUGUGUGUAGGUAAUGGUAUAUAAAGUUUCACUACACAGGAUCUGUAAUUUAAGGAUUAUAUCUUGUGGUGAAAUUGCAAAUAUCUGUACAGUAUGCUGUUUUUAGGUGUUUUAUACGGCUCUGGAUUCCAGCAAUCAUUCCUUUAUGCGGAAACGACAUGAAGUAAAGAACCAAAGAUUAUUAGCCAAGGUCUUCGCCUUCGCAUGGCUGAAUGCCUGAUUGCUUGCCGUGGGGUGCACAAUUAUCAAGUGUGGUCCAUCCAGCUUCCUUUCGUUAUUGGCAGCCACCCAAAUCUCAUGCAGAUAUCUACGUGUGGCAAUCACAACGCAGUAAGUUAGUAAAGUGAAUAGUUUGUCUUUGCUGCUUUAGAUUGUAGAGAUUUGCAGUGGUGGCUGGGAAGCUUAAGCUGACACGAUGAAACCUAUGCUCAAAGUGGUUAAGCUGCAUGAACUCUACUUGUAAUGAUUGCAAUUAUUGUUUCCUGAACUGCAGUUUCGGGAAUUGAAGACAUGAUUUAUAUAUCUAUAUGAUCUAUAAUGAUAGAGGAACUCAAUCCUUAUAUUAUUAAAUUUCCUAA